Messenger RNA from Paramecium pentaurelia, 1266 nucleotides. The record is from the annotation of a GenBank genome assembly. NCBI's taxonomy places the organism in Eukaryota, Ciliophora, Oligohymenophorea, Peniculida, Parameciidae.
AUGAGUUAAGAGAACAGAACAACUAGAUCUAGUGAAUCAGAUGAAACAUAAGGUUAUUUUGAUAUGGCAAAUAACAAUGAGAGGUUUUACUCUUUUGAACAAAGAAUUGCUUUAAAAUUAAUUCUUGAGAAUGAGGAAACUUUUAUAUUAGCUUAAGAAGUUCCCUAUAAUAUAUCAUAAAUAAUGAACAAAAGAUAUUUAAAUGAGAAUCAACCAAUUUUAGGGUCUGGAAGUUUUGGAACUGUUUUCAUCUGCUGGCAUUUAAUAUCAAAAUAUUUAUGUGCUGUAAAAGUACAUUAAAGAUGUUAAGCUGAUGAGAUUUUACAAUAAGUGAAUGAAUACAAGAUUUAGAAUUUAUUAAAUAUAAAAUUUCCUAAUAGCUCUUUAUUACUACCUGAUAGAGUAUAUGUUAUAUAAGAAUCCAUAAACUAUUUUACUACUUUUGCUGGGAUGGAAAUUGCAUAUACAACUUUAGAUGAGUAUAUAGCUAAGGUUGAUAUUUAAUAUGAUGAAUUUAUUAGUAUAUAUCAUUAAAUCUUAUAAUAAAUAUUGGAAAUGCAUUCUUUAAGAAUAGCUCAUAGAGAUAUUAAAUUAUCAAAUAUUAUGUAUACUUGUUAAAAGGGUUGGUUAAUUAGUGAUUUUGGAUGUGCAUAAUUUUAUGAAAAUUAAAAAGGAAAAUAUUCAAUAUAAGGUACUAGAUAGUACUUGCCACCUGAUUUAAGAAAUUUAUUAAAAUACAAUUUUUAAUAAAUAGAGUGUGAACAGAAUCUUUUUGAUAACGAUAUAUAUUCUUUUUUAUUGUCAAUGUUAAAGGUAUACAAAAAAGGAUCAUCAAUUGUACAGUUAUAAUAGAUGCUGGAUAAUGAUUGCCUUUUAUAAUAAAUGCCUAAUGAAUUUAAAAUACAUGGCAAGAGUUACAAUUAUAUUAAAUUAAACGUACUACGUGGAAUGAAUAAAGUUCCAAUAUAAAAAUAAUUUGAAUAAGAAAAAGAUAAACUAGUCAAUCAAAUAUUUGAAGAAAAGAAUUAGAGUUCAGAGUAUAUUAUUGAAUUAGUUAUCAAAAAACUAAAAUUAUACCAUUUUUCUUCUACCGAUAUUUGGCAUUCUUAUCUUUUGAGUCCUGAUGAUGAACGUAAUAAUGAAUUCAAUUUGAAUAUAUAGACGAAUUAAGAAGUUAAUCAAAUUUUAUAGAAAUAUCGUGAUUUACUAUCGAAUGAUUUUAAAUAAGUAGAAGAUAACUCCUUACUAGAGAUUAUGGAAACUUGA